Molecule: messenger RNA, 694 nt
Organism: Prunus avium (sweet cherry)
Lineage: Eukaryota; Viridiplantae; Streptophyta; Magnoliopsida; Rosales; Rosaceae
Source: RefSeq, a predicted model, not a curated record
UGAUGUCUAGACCAACUAUUGGAACUUGAUUUUGUAACCAUUUUCCCAGUCAUAGAUUUCUGAUUGGGCAGUAGUGCAAUAACCUACUAAAGAAACAAUGGUUUUGCAGAUUGGAUCAGUAUGCUAUAGCAAAAUUUGCCGAAAGCUUUGAGAUGGUGCCUAAAACGCUAGCUGAAAAUGCUGGGCUUAAUGCAAUGGAGAUCAUAUCUUCUCUAUAUGCUGAACAUGCAUCAGGAAAUACCAAAGUUGGCCUCGACUUGGAGGAAGGCCGUUGCAAAGAAAUGUCAACUCUUAAUAUUUGGGACCUCCACAUAACUAAGUUCUUUGCUCUCAAGUAUGCUGCAGAUGCUGCCUGCAUUGUUCUACGGGUAGAUCAGAUUAUAAUGGGAAAACCAGCAGGUGGCCCUAGUAAGAGAGAUCAGCCUGCAGGGAUGGAUGAAGACUAAUUUUGUGUGUAUGACAAUUGACUAUCUUUGCUUGUAUUGCUCUAUGUUAGGGAUCUUUUGAUCCAUUUUAGUAACAAUUUUGUUUAGGAGAAAAAGAAACAUAUUGCAGUUCAUGCUUUGUAAAUGCCACUCUUCUGUUACUAUGGACACGCGGUAUGCCCUUGUUGGGUAGGUUUGGAUUGAAACGAUGAUCGGGUGCUUGAGCCAUGUUUAUUGAGAAGCUUGAAUGUAUUUUCUUUUCUGUUGUA